CGUAUGCAAACUGGACGACAUGGCUAUUGUGUGCGUUUGGGCAUAUAUGGAGGCGCCAAUGGCUCGGAGGAUACAGCCCGUCUGAAGUCCCGGAGCGAAGAGUUGCCAUCGGCUGUUUUGUGCGCGUAUUUUCUCUCCUCAGACAUUCUCUUGGCACCAACCGCUCCGCGUUGUCGCUAUGAGCUGCUUGGAUGUGAUGUACCACCAAAGCUAUGGAGCGCACUACCUCCCUGCAGCGGCGUACAAGGCGACGUACUACAACCACCAUCACCAGCAACAACAGAAAAGGCUGAGUGUUUACAGUAAGAUGCAGGAGUGUAUUGAGCAGCAGCAAGUAGGAGGAAGAGGGAUGCUUUCCAGGGAUCAGGGCCUAAACAGGCAGGCUCCGGCGGCACCAGGAGCCGAGUCAGGCCGCAGAUCCACAUCAGAGCUGAAGGAUGUUACUCAGCCGGCAGAGGCGGAGUACUUGAGCUCUCGGUGUGUUUUGUUCACCUACUUCCAAGGCGACAUCGGCGACGUGGUGGAUGAACACUUUUCUCGGGCUCUCAGUCAGUCGAGCAGCUUCAACAGCGAGACCAAACCCAUCAGGGUGACCCAACCGUCUGCCUCAGCCACUGCGGGCUUAUGGAAAGAUGGUGGGUCUCUCCCUGAGGGUCAAAGCAGUUCAGUGUGGAACAGCACUUAUCCAUCCCAAGCCAGUCCUUGCCUCCCCUCUGUCUCGGUCUCAGUCCACCCAGACUUUUCCUCCAGCCCCGUUUCCUUCAACCACCCUGAUGGAGCUCUGUGGGCCGACCACAUUCUGUCGCAGACCAGCCUCCCGCCCCCAUCAACACUCCCCGAUAGCUGGACCUACAGCUUGAGCCCCCAGAGCACAACUGGCUACCCCAAUGUCCAUAAUGUCUACCAUUCUCACCCCCACCUCCACACCCGGCAUCACCACCACCCCAUGCUCCAUUCAUAUCCCACCCACAGCCCGGCAUUGGAUCCCAGGUUUAAUCCUCUGCUGCUACCUGGCGUUAGGAACCCGAACCAGCCGAACACCAGCACAGGGAGUUCCCCCCACAGCGAGGGGGUAAAGACAGAGAUGGACCCGAGAAGCAACAGCCCCAUAGACGCCUCUUCUGUCACCUGGCAGUCCUCGGCCCUCCAGGGAUCCUUGGAGGUGUAUGACUCAGCUCAUGAUCAAACCAAAGCAAAGACGUCAGUUUGGUUCUAACGGAUGAAGGAAAAAAAGAAGAUGGAAUGUCAACUCACACCAAAAAGGAACAAUUUUGUGGCCCAAUCAAUGUGCUGCUGCAACACCAGCACUGUAAUGUACUAUGUAGAUGGAAAGCUUUUUGUAGCUCGGACUGUGAGUCCUGCACUGUCCAAACGACGUAUCAUGAAAAUGAACUCAGGCUCUGGAUUAAAAUGACAGCGGUCUAAUGCUUUGGCUGCAGAUUAAAGCCCAUGAAGAAGAAAACACUGACUGUCACUGGACUGAACGGACUAUAAGCUUUAAGAAUCGGAGGACUCUUCUUCUUGUUCAUCUUCUUUGUGGUCAAAAUAAAACUUUUUUUUUUUUUUUGUGCAAUGUGUGACCAAGUGGUUCUGUUUCAAGAACUUGAUUUUGAUCCACAUUUGAGUUUUGUACAGUAACGUUUCUGUUAAUUCAUGUUUUAUUUCUGUGUGCACAGUUCUGCCAGGCUAAGGUGUUUGCUGGAUGAUUUUUUGCUUUAAAAAAAAUGUUGCCUGAACUUUUGCUAUGUUGCCUUCAGAGAUUGUGUAGUGUAAAUAGUCGUAAUGAAUGUUCAAGAAAUAAAUGGUUGAACUUUA
Molecule: messenger RNA, 1815 nt
Organism: Labrus mixtus (cuckoo wrasse)
Lineage: Eukaryota; Metazoa; Chordata; Actinopteri; Labriformes; Labridae
Gene: vgll3
Product: vestigial-like family member 3
Exons: 4
Coding region: 179-1216 (345 amino acids)
Biological process (GO): regulation of transcription by RNA polymerase II
Cellular component (GO): nucleus
Source: RefSeq, a predicted model, not a curated record